Messenger RNA from Dendronephthya gigantea, 1328 nucleotides. Its product is annotated as zinc finger protein 862-like. The record is from RefSeq and is a predicted model, not a curated record. Lineage: Eukaryota; Metazoa; Cnidaria; Anthozoa; Malacalcyonacea; Nephtheidae. The coding region runs from base 9 to 1328 and encodes 439 amino acids. The transcript has a single exon.
UUGUAAAGAUGAGUUCCAAAGGGAAGGAUCAUAAAGCAGCACUUAAAACAGUACAGCGUUGGGAGAAGGAAUUUGGUUGCGAAUUCGACUAUGAUAUGCGGGAUGGUUUUGUUGUAAGGAUACGAUGCAAACUUUGUACAAAAUGGGAGAGUCGUAUAAACGGUAUGAAGAAUUUUUCCACCACUUGGAUUCAUCCAGGUUCAGAAUCUGUGAAAAAACAUUCUGUUCAAGGGCACACAAACAGUAUAGCUCACAUGGAGGCCAAGCGAAUCGAGGACAAGAGCAAAAUGGGAAUUGAAGCGUAUAUGAAUCGGGUAGUUGAUGAAACACCUAUCGGUCAGAACUUUAAAAACAUGUGCAUGAGCGUGAAAGAUCGAGAAUCUUUAAGAAUUAAGUUUAAUUCAGCCUACUAUCUCGCAAAGCAAGAGAGGCCUUUCUCCGAUUUUUCUGAACUGUUGAAACUUCAAUCCAAAAAUAACAUUUUGAAUAUUGGAGAAAGUUACACCACUGAUCGAGCAGCAGCCCAAUUUGUCAAUGUCAUAGGAGAAGUAACCAGAGAAAGUCUAGAAGCUGAUUUAGCAAAAGCACGUUAUUACUCCAUUUUGAGUGACGGCAGCACUGAUGUUAGCACGACUGAACAGGAAUUAGUGUAUGUUUUAUUCCUUCAAGAUGGAACACCUGUCGUCAAAUUUGCAGGUGUUGAAUCGGCUACAACAGCUGAUGCUGAAGGAUUAUUACGCGCAAUUGAGAGUGCUUUCAGUCGACUUGGUAUUUCUUGCUUUCCUGACCGCCUUGUUGGUCUCGACGUGGACGGAGCAAGUGUUAAUAUGGGCAUACACGCUGGCCUUGGUGCAAAAGUUCGUGAAUCUGCACCUUGGCUUGUUUUGGUUCACUGCUUUAAUCAUCGUAUUGAACUUGCGUUGAAAGAUGUUUUUGAUGCGUCAGCAUUUUCAAAAAUUGAUCAGAUGCUCCGAGUACUUCAUGCGCUUUACAAUGCCAGUCCAAAACGCUAUAGUGAACCAAAGCAAUUAGCAGAAGCUUGGCAAACAUCUAUUCCAAAACCAACAAAGGCAACUGGCACUCGCUGGAUAGAACACAAAGUCAACGCAAUGAAAAUAGCUUUAGAAAAUUAUGGGGCGUUUCUUAGUCACAUUGAAUCACUUUCUCAAACCGAUUUGAAUCCAACCAAGCGAGCGGAAUUGGAAAGGGUAUCUGAACAAAUGGAAAGAUGCUACAUUUCCAAUUUACCUGGCAAUCUAUUUGGAUAUCCUUUCUCCCAUACGUCGCUUAAGUUUGGGUUUUCAGCAAGAAUUGCACGAUCCAGUUAA